AUGAUGGAUAAACAAACAGAUAACAAUAAUGUUGUUGACAACACAAUAACAACAUCAGUGAAUAAUAUAUCAUUGAAUGAAGAUACUACAACUACCACUACUGCCACAACUGCCAAUGCCACGACUACGACUACAUCGACUUCGACAAAUAACAAGGAAACAGAGUAUCAUCAAGAGUAUGAUGUUGACUUUAGGAUAAAAGAGAAUAGGACAAAUGCAUCGAGGAUACAAAAGAGAGUUAUGAGAGAUAUUACUUGUCAAGAUGCUGUACAAUGGUUGAAGGAUAAUACAGUUGCAUCUGGUACCUCUGUCAUCACCUCAUUGCCAGACAUUGUCGAGAUGACUGGAUACUCAUUACAACAAUAUAGAGAUUGGUUCGUUGACACUGUCGAGCUCAUCACAUCUAAAUUGAGUGAUAAUAAUGUAGCAAUAUUCUAUCAAACAGAUAUAAGAAGAAAGGUCAAGGGCAAUAAGGGUAUUGUGGAUGAGUACUUGGACAAGGGUUAUCUGUGCGCAAAGGGUGCAGAGCGAUCUGGAUGCAAGAUGGUAUGGCAUAAACUGAUGUACUCUGUGGCACCAGAGCUGGGCAAGGUAUCUCGUGGACAAACACCUGGAUUCUCUCAUAUGUUGUGCUUUGCCAAGAAGCCAGGUCUGUUGACAUAUCAGGAGCAGACACCAGACAUUGCGCCACGAGGCGGUAUGGUCUGGAAGAAGGCAAUGGGACUGAAUGCCUGCAUGGUUGCGCUGCGGUACAUCAGAGGAGUGGGAUGCAACACAGUGCUGGACACAUUCUGUGGCAAAGGAAGUGUGUUGGCAGCGGCCAACAUGCUUGGUCUACACGCAAUUGGAGUGGAUCUUUCAAUUUCCAAGACCAGACAUUCAUCCAACCUUGUACUAACCAUGGAGAUGGUGGAGUCAUUCUCUGCCAGCAAUUGGAACAACAUGGACAACAAGGAUAACAAAGACAACAACAACAGCAACAAUAACAACAACGAUGAAGAUGUAGAUGAAGAUGAGCAAACA
Acytostelium subglobosum LB1 is the source of this 1023-nucleotide messenger RNA. RefSeq lists its product as hypothetical. NCBI's taxonomy places the organism in Eukaryota, Evosea, Eumycetozoa, Acytosteliales, Acytosteliaceae. The record is from RefSeq and is a predicted model, not a curated record. The transcript has 2 exons. The annotation marks the transcript as partial.